This is a messenger RNA of Gadus macrocephalus (Pacific cod), 2827 nucleotides long. It is a transcript of the gene rbm4.2, whose product is annotated as RNA binding motif protein 4.2. The transcript is spliced from 3 exons. Lineage: Eukaryota; Metazoa; Chordata; Actinopteri; Gadiformes; Gadidae. The coding region runs from base 183 to 1361 and encodes 392 amino acids. Gene Ontology annotation, molecular function: mRNA binding; zinc ion binding. Gene Ontology annotation, cellular component: cytosol. The record is from RefSeq and is a predicted model, not a curated record.
CCAGUUUACAUGUUAUGCGGCCGCGGUGAGAUGUGUUUCUGGCGGCCGAGAACUGAUUCCUCAACGUUUCUUAACCUACGUCACAUCCGUAGCAGGGGUCCCUCGAUCGGCGCCAUUUCAUAUUUCAUUCAUUGGUAUUAGGCCCAUUUCGCUUCUCAGGAUUUGCCCACUUGGAUAUAACCAUGGUUAAAAUCUUCGUCGGUAAUCUUGCCUCCAGCACCACAGUGGAGGAGCUAAGGGAUCUGUUUACACAGUAUGGCAAAAUUACAGAAUGUGACAUCGUCAAAAACUUUGGCUUUGUGCACAUGAACAACAUGACCGAGGUCGAGGAGGCCAUUCGGAACCUCCACCACUACGAGCUAAACGGCGAGCGCAUGAACGUGGAGAUGAGCAAAGGACGACCAAAGUCCACCACCAAGCUCCAUGUGAGCAACCUCGGAGAGGGCUCCACCAACGAGGAGCUAAAGGGCAAAUUCGAGGAGUUUGGCUCUGUGGUGGAGUGUGACAUAGUCAAAGACUAUGCUUUUGUGCACAUGGAGCGGAUGGAGGAUGCCAUGGCAGCCAUCGAUAAGCUGGACAACACAGCCUUUAAAGGCAAGCUGAUGAACGUACAGCUGUCCACCAGUCGGCUUCGCACGGCUCCGGGAAUGGGAGAUCAAACCGGCUGCUAUGUCUGCGGGAGACAGGGUCACUGGUCAAAAGAUUGCCCCGACGGUCGGAACGGUAGCCACAGUGACGACAUGCGGGGCCACAGUGGCCGCCCCCCCCUCCCCAGGGGCCCGCCGGGUUAUGGCAGGGGUGGCUAUGGGAUGACCCCGGGAUCUGAGUACAUGCCUAGCUCUGCGUAUAGCCGUGCUUACAUGGGCGCCAUCCCGCCACCCCCUCGUAGGCUGAGUAGUUACGGGUCUGAGUUAGCCAGCCGGUACGCCAGCGCCGCGGCAGCGGCGGGCCCCUACGCCGAGCGGCCCUCGGCCUACGACCGUGAGCGCUACAGCAGCAGUGUUGAUUACUAUGAGAAAUACAGAGCCCGUCCCCCGUACGGCUCCAGCUAUUUCGAGGACCGCCGUCUCUCCUACCUUCCCCCUCCCCCACCCCCCUCUUCCUCCCUCUCAAGGAUCUCCUCCAGCAUAGAUCCGUACGAGCGUCGGCCGCUGCCGCCGUCCUCGUACGCCGCCGCUGCCGCCGCCGCCGCCGCCGCCUACUAUUCGCGGGACCGCAGCCCGAUCCGCCGAGUGCCGGUCACCUCGGCGAGCUACGCCUACGAACGCUCUCGGCUGUCCCCCUCGUCCUCCUCCAGAAGCUCCUCGUACGCGGUGGCUCGGGCCAAGGAGCACCACGCGCCGCGCUACGCGCCGUACUAACGCCGCGCCGCCAAGGUGAGCAAUGCAGGAGAAUGUGCCGGUAACAUUUCCGAGAGUGCGACUUUUUAUGUUAAAACAUAAACUAAACUAAAGAAAACGUAGCGGACGAGUCUGGAUUUCGAGAGCCGCUUUUGACUGAAAGAUGUGUCCAGGCUCUGACUUCUUACAGGCUGUGCAGCGCACCUUGAAGCCUAAAACUCGGUUGUUUUCUUUUUAGGUGUUUUUGUGAACUGCGGGACUUUUCCUUUGCCAUCAUUUGCCGCCCCGAGUGGCAUGAUUCCAUCGGUCUUUGCGACGCGCCCCCCCCCCCCCCCCCCCCCCCCCCCCCCCCCCAAAACAAAGGAUUCUCACGCCGUGGGUGGGAUUGAGCAAGGACCGUCUUUCCGAUACCCGCAGAAGAUUAAUCUUGUCAAUCAUCGGGCGAUCCACAGCUUAACAUAAGAAUACAUAUUUUACAGUUUUAAUCUGGAUUUCAAUAUUGAUACUAAAACAUAAACCUUUUUUUGGUUAUUUUUGCGGGCUUUGUUUUGCUGGUUUAAAUUCUUUAGUCAAGUCUCCCUUUUAUAUAAAUGUAUAUACCUAUGUUGCUUAUUCAGGUGAGGCACACUGAUUAAGAAUGUGUAUUUUGUAUAACUUUGGCAAUGGUAAAUUAGAGUAAUGGUGAUUUAUUUUUACUUUUAUCAGCCUUUGGAUCAUCAGCAUUGGAAUUGGGAGACCGGGUGAUCAUAGGUAGCUGAGUGGAAACCCACCUUUUGUGGCCGUUACAAACGUAUAUCUAUAUUUUAAUUUGUUUUUACAAAACCCAUUGCAUGAACAUGUUGUUAAGCAAGUUCCUAGCACCCCAGCAAUCUAGGGUCAACAAAUGUUUGUAUGGUACUACAAACUCAAUCUUAUAUACACAGAAAUUAUGCCUAACAACUGUACCAGCACUUGGGUCAUGAUCCCAGAAGUUAUCUAUUUCCAAACAAAGCCUUCCAGCCUUUGUUCCAGGGGAGACGUUACUUUUGAGGUUGUGUAACCAUCAGCCUAACGUAAGCUGCUUGGUCAGUGGUAAAUUUGUCUUAAUUGAGCACGCUUUAUUCGACUAUUUUCAACUGUGUCCUCAACUAAUUGCUCUAUUUACAAAUUCACACAGAUUAACGUUAUAGUAGAACACUUAUGUGGCAAAAAAUUGCCACAUAAGUGGCCAAAAAAUUAAAUUAAAUUGACAUACAAUUGAUGAUACAAUAAAGUUCAUGAAUAGCUAACUAAACAUGCAAUAUCAACAGUAAAUAAGAGAGUAGGGUAGAUCUCAGGGCUUGGGCUGUUGGUCGUUAGGCACACUUUGUUUGGGUUGCCUUUGUUAGUAGUUUCAAGUCUGUGGAAAUAAAGUUUGUAUUUUUCAUACCGGCUGUAAGAGUUGCAGCAUACAGUAUAUGUCUGAAAUGGUUUUUAAUAAAACCAAAGUUAGUUUGGUGACACACUGA